Messenger RNA from Bombus huntii, 648 nucleotides. RefSeq lists its product as uncharacterized. Bases 155 to 505 code for a protein of 116 amino acids. The transcript has 4 exons. Lineage: Eukaryota; Metazoa; Arthropoda; Insecta; Hymenoptera; Apidae. The record is from RefSeq and is a predicted model, not a curated record.
UCCUAACUUUCACAUCAUCGAAUAGUGUCAAAGCAAUCAGAGCAUAGACGAUGUACAAUUUCUGAAAACUUUGUCACCUCAGUUCGUAUUGAAACUUGAUCGGUGAUACUUUAUCUAUUGCAAUCAUUUACAGAAACUUUCAAUUUAAUCCGCUAUGUUUAAAUUUAUUCAUUUAUAUUUUUUUAUAAUCCUUCCGGUUAUUAUAGGUGCCACAAAAAAGGAACAUAAAAUUUUUUCAGAUAUAAUUGAAAGAUUAAGAAAAAAGUCAACUGAUGAAGAACACGGAGGAAUUAUUGCUAUGAAAAAACAACUGUUUCAAGAUAUUUUUACAGAACACCAGAAAGAUGACAAAUUGCAAUUUGGCUAUGUUUGCGAAAACCCAGUUCAAUGGGAACAAAGAUUCGAAGAAAAAGAUCUUCCGAAUAAUCGACAUCGUGGAAAGGUCAAGUGGGCGAAUAUAGAUGGCAGCUAUGGUGAGCACUACUGGGACUUAAAUCAUAAGUAAUCUUUAUACAGAGAGUGACGAAAUGUAUAAACUAAUCAUCAUUACAGUUCUGUAAAUCCAUUCUAUAAAUGUUAAUUGGGAUAUAACUUAUGUAUAUUUACAAUCAUGUAUGUUACAAAAUAAGCAUCAUAUUUACUUCUCCA